Messenger RNA from Eriocheir sinensis (Chinese mitten crab), 843 nucleotides. RefSeq names its product CD109 antigen-like. Gene Ontology annotation, molecular function: endopeptidase inhibitor activity. The record is from RefSeq and is a predicted model, not a curated record. Lineage: Eukaryota; Metazoa; Arthropoda; Malacostraca; Decapoda; Varunidae.
UGGUGGUGGUGGUGCGCCCUUCGUCCUGCGUGACCCCACGUACCUGGUGGUGGCGCCGAGGCUGGUCCGCGCGGGGCAGGUGUAUCGCGCGGUUGUCAACAUCCUGGAGCCAUCGCCGCCGCUGGUGGUGCGCGCUACCAUCUACAGAGACAACAUCGAACUGGCCGCCGUCGAGCAUGAGUGUGAGAGUGAUUUCCCGCACGCCCUGGAGCUGAUGGUGCCGCCCGGAGCCAGCGGGGGCCGGUACCGUCUGAGGCUGGAGGGGAACGAGAUAGGAAGCCUCACUGGGUCUUCCUUUGUCAACGAAACUGCGCUGUUCUUCUCCCCGCGCGGCGCCACUGUUCUCGUGCAGACCGACAAGCCUAUCUACAAGGAGGGCGAUGUGGUGCUGUUCCGCGUGGUGGCGCUGGACACGGCCGUCAAGAUGGUCGAAGACUCCGUGGACGUGUUCAUUCUCAGCCCCUCCGGCGUGUUGGUGCGGCGGUGGUUGUCUCGGCAGUGUCGCGAAGGCCCCGUGUCCCUGAGCUUCCCCCUGAGCCGUGAGCCGGAGUUCGGGUCGUGGGUCAUCCGCGUCGAGGCAACCAACACCUUCACACAACACGCCUUCACGGUGGAGCCCUUCACGGCGCCACGCUUUGAGGUUCAGGUCAGCGUGCCCCCCUUCCUGGCUGGGGACGCGUCUUACCUGGAGGGCGUGGUCACGGCUAAUUACUCGUCAGGUGCGCCCGUGGCAGGUAACGUGACUGUGCGGGCGUCGGUGCGCGCUGCAGGACUCCACGCCCGCCCCACGCCCACGCCCGACCCCUCCUUGGCCCAGCCCCACGCCCUGGUGAGUGUGCGUGC